GGAAGCAAGUUGUUUCUGUGGUAAUGGUGUUGGUGCAUGGCGUAUAUACGGGUGUUUUUCACCAUGUCCAGGUAGAGCUGAUGAAAGAUGUGGUGGACUCUAUGGCAUGUCUGUAUACUCAACUAGAGAAGAAUUUUCAUCAACCAGAACAAUUGUAUCUGAGGUAAUCCCUGAUACAACAUCACACAGGCUAACAACAGAACUUAGUACUUAUCUUUUCACACAGACAUUUCCUACAGAUUUUACAGGUAAAACGCAUACGCCAGAGGAUGCUGUUUACAUUGCAGUUCCUAUAGCUUGUGUUUGUUUUAUAAUUUGUGCUGUUGCAGUUUUUGUGUUUUUCUGGCGACAACGUAGGCAGAAACGAACAGGACAAAGACGUUCAGUUACAGUUGUGGCUUCAACGAACGUUAUUUACAAUGAACAAACAUAUUCAAAUGAUGUUGAUCCGUUCUCUGCAAAUGGAAAUGUGACGCUUAACAAUAAUGGCGGCACAGAAUUUUCUUCAACCAAUGUGUAUUCAGUGUGCAAGAAUGAAGAAAACCAUGACGUUAUCAAUGCGGAAAAUGGAUCUACGUGUCUACCGAAUGAGCAUGUUUAUGGGCAUAUCAAACAUCAAAACAUGCAUUUUUCCGAUCAGACAUACUCGCAAUUGUCGAACAAUAGAGAAAGAUUGACCCAAGCUAACCAAUAUUCUCAUAUAAAAACACCACAAAUUAUUGAAUAUACACCAGAUAAAGAUUUAACAUACAACCAUUUACAGGUAUUCACAAAUAAUGGUGUAGUCAGAGAUAUUGACGAUGAUUUGUCAUACGAUAUUUCUCAUGCAGGCGGACAUGAUGUGGAAAAGGAACAAUCAGGGGAGUAUUCAAACUUAAGAUAUUAAUUAAAACGUCAUUUUUAAAUAUUGGUUUUAAUAUAAUGAAGGAUUUCAAAUCGAAAUUAUAGAAUUGUCAGUGUCUUGAAAGCAAGAAGCUACUGGUUAAAUUUGAACAUAUUUGUUGAAGCUCGACAUUUGAGGACAAGUUCUUUAGGCGUAUAUUAAUCACUUUCGAGUACGUCUCCUGGAACUAACGUGUAUUGCUGUCAUGCGAGGAAACACGUGUUCAUGAAUAUGAAUAGAACCUACGAUCCCUUGGUUGACAGGCUGGCAGGCACUUUUACAUAUAAUUUGCAGACCUUACUUAGCGAUAUAGUAAUCAGAAAAUCAGAAAGAAUAUUAGAUUUUUCAAAUACGUUCAUUCAU
This is a messenger RNA of Ruditapes philippinarum (Manila clam), 1246 nucleotides long. RefSeq lists its product as uncharacterized. The transcript has 4 exons. The coding region runs from base 107 to 886 and encodes 259 amino acids. The record is from RefSeq and is a predicted model, not a curated record. NCBI's taxonomy places the organism in Eukaryota, Metazoa, Mollusca, Bivalvia, Venerida, Veneridae.